Molecule: messenger RNA, 978 nt
Organism: Striga asiatica
Lineage: Eukaryota; Viridiplantae; Streptophyta; Magnoliopsida; Lamiales; Orobanchaceae
Source: the annotation of a GenBank genome assembly
AUGUAUAUUUAUAGGUAUGAUGAUACGAAUCCAGAAGCUGAGAAGAAGGAAUAUAUCGAUCAUAUCGAAGAAAUAAUUACGUACUCUAGUGAUUAUUUCCAAGAACUCUAUGAAUUAGCGGUGGAAUUGAUUCGCCGAGGUCAUGCAUACGUUGAUCACCUGACGCCUGAUGAGAUUAAAGAAUAUAGGGAGAAGAAGAUGAACAGUCCCUGGAGAGAUAGGCCGAUGGAGGAAUCUCUAAAAUUAUUCGAUGACAUGAAAAAGGAACUGAUUGAGGAAGGAAAAGCCACUUUGAGAAUGAAGCAGGACAUGAAGAGCGACAACUUCAAUAUGUAUGACUUAAUUGCUUAUCGUAUCAAGUUCACUCCUCAUCCACAUGCUGGAGACAAAUGGUGUAUUUAUCCAAGUUACGAUUUCACUCAUUGCAUUGUUGAUUCUCUGGAAAACAUAACUCAUUCGGUUGUAAUUACAAACAUGGAGGCAUCUGUAAUGGAGCUUGAUGCAAAGAAAUGGCCUGAUGCUCCUGCUGAUAAUGUGUCUUCAUUUUAUAAGGUCCCCUUCUCUAAGGUUGUGUACAUCGAAAAAUCUGAUUUUCGGAUGAAAGAUUCUAAAGAUUACUAUGGACUUGCUCCCGGGAAAUCUGUUCUCCUCAGGUAUGCAUUUCCCAUCAAGUGCAUUGAAGUGAUUUUAGGUGAUAAGAACGAUACUAUUGUCGAGAUUCACGCAGAGUAUGAUCCAUCAAAGAUGACCAAACCAAAGAAUCCUGCAGAACUCGAAGACAAGUGGCUUGAUGAUUUGAACCCAAACUCCAAAAUUGUUAUAUCAGAUGCCUAUGCUGUUCCUUCUCUCAAUGAUGCUGCAGUUGGAGACAGCUUUCAGUUUGAAAGAUUAGGCUACUUUGUGGUUGAUAAGGACUCGACACCCGGAAAGCUUGUGUUCAACCGGACGGUUACAUUGAGAGAUAGCUAUUCAAAGUGA